Caenorhabditis remanei is the source of this 1308-nucleotide messenger RNA. RefSeq lists its product as uncharacterized. Lineage: Eukaryota; Metazoa; Nematoda; Chromadorea; Rhabditida; Rhabditidae. The record is from RefSeq and is a predicted model, not a curated record. The transcript has 8 exons. The coding region runs from base 1 to 1308 and encodes 435 amino acids. Gene Ontology annotation, biological process: regulation of transport. Gene Ontology annotation, molecular function: protein domain specific binding. Gene Ontology annotation, cellular component: Golgi apparatus.
AUGGCCUCACAAUUCUACGAAAGGAACACCAGCGGAAUGAACGCAGAUAGAUUCAUGGCUCGGUUAACGGAUGAAUCCACUGUGAAUACAAUGCAGAGACAUUAUUGGACAGCUCGACAAUUUAUUAGAACAAAACUGGGAAAGAAAGAAGACGAGCAUCUGGAAGCCAGUGAUAAUGAGUUGGAUACAUGCUUGAAUCUCUAUAGAUCUGUUCAUGGAACAUCCUUUCAACUUCUUAAUAAUGUAGACAACUAUGCUAACUUUCUUCUUGAUGAAACUCUUGUUCAAAACGUACUUGGAAAAUAUCUGAAAGAAAAAGGAAAAAUCGACAAAACAGAAGCAGUCGGUAGAAUUCUAAUAGCUGUCGGAAGGUCACUUCUCUUCUCAAGUCAUCGUUUGAAUGCCGCCAGAAUCGGAGUAUCAACUUUCUACAACAAGUUGAGUGUUUUCGUUGAGAGAGCAAUCGGAGAUUGUUCUCAAACAAUCGAAGCAGUUCAGAUGUGUCGAACAGAAUAUAGAGGAAGUCUUUUAUGGAUGAAGAAGACAAGUGAAGAGUUAGAUCCAGAAGUUGAUGGGUCAAUGGAUAAAUUCAGAGAAGCUCAGGCGACAGUAAAAACAAAUAAAGAGAGAUUGGAUCGAUUGAAGACUGAUACACUUCAGAAGGUCGAUCUCUUGUCUGCUUCUCGUUCAAAUCUGCUAUCAUAUGUAUUGACUCACUAUCAAAAUGAACUCUUUGAAUAUUACUCAAAGACAUCACGAGCAUUUGAAACUUUGGCUGAAAAUAUCAAUUGCUACAAUAAUUAUGACUUCGAAAUUUUAAGUCAUUUGGCAACUGGAACAAAACCGGAAAAAGAGAGAAAAGAAGAGAGAAAAGAAGAGAAAGAAGAAUCGACAAAAACUACUCAGCCGAAAAAUAAUGAAGAAGAGCUCAAAAACCUUCUUUUUGGAAGAGAAAGUCCACAAUUUGGAAUGGAAGAUCAAGAAGAAUCGAGGUCACAAUGCGACAGUCCACUUAUAGAAGACGUCGAUGAAGAACGAAGAGAAUCAAGAAAUCAAGAUCUUCUAGAUAUGGAAUCAGCUGCAUCAAUUGCAUUUCCAAUUGGACCACUUGCUACAUUAUUUGACACUUCUUCGUUCGUUCCACCAAUUCUCCCUCCUCCAGGACCUUCAAAUAAACCGACAUCCGAUGACAUUUUAUCCCUUUUUGAUGAGAAUAAGACAACCAAAGCAUCAAAUUUUUCAUCCACUCUGAACUGGCAGUCAUUAAUCGACAAUUUCGACAGAGAAAAUGAAGAUAAUUUAUUAUGA